Molecule: messenger RNA, 1814 nt
Organism: Prosopis cineraria
Lineage: Eukaryota; Viridiplantae; Streptophyta; Magnoliopsida; Fabales; Fabaceae
Product: protein NRT1/ PTR FAMILY 5.11-like
Exons: 3
Coding region: 94-1503 (469 amino acids)
Source: RefSeq, a predicted model, not a curated record
CGCGCUUGGAAGUUUGACAUUAAAGGGAAUCGAAUAGUAUUAUAAACAUUGCAGCAUUCAACAUCGUUCAUUAAACUGCUAUGGUUCAGAUUAAUGGGGACCAUUGAUGCUGAAUCGGCGAGAGCCCAAGCUGCACUUUCUUGGUCGCACCAUCCAUUCAUUCCAAGUCCUUGUGCAUUCUUCAGCUGGGCUUUGUUUGUAAGUUACAAUGUGGUGGAGUAUGCAUGUGUGUCAAUCCUGAUAACCUUCUACACACAAGAAGCUAUGCAAGAUCGUCUAGCUGAAGCUGCACUUCUCUUGUGUCUCCAAGAAGGCCUCGCUUGCUUCACAGCUAUACUUCUUGUUCGCUUCACCAGGGAAAGAUUUGGUCGUCGUUUUUAUGCGAUUGUCAUCUCCACAGCUUCUUAUAUUGCAGGAAUAAUGAUUUUAUGGUCCUAUGCCAGACAGAGUGCUCAAGAGACGAACUUGCCUCUUUUCUUAGUGGUGUCUUUUCUUUUCGCAUUAGGCAAGGGAGGUGCAGAUCCACCACUCAAGUCAUUUCUUGGGCAUAAUUUAAGUGAAAGCUACAAUAUUCGAUCAAUAGAAAGCCAGCAGAGCAAACAUAAGGAGACAAAAAGUGCGGAAAUCUACAAAAACAUAUGGGUCCAGAGUGCUUGGAUUCUCGGAGCCACCGUAGGUAUCUUUGGCUUUUUGGGACUUCAGUGGGUGCGAGUUUUUCAAAUCUCUUCUAUAAUAAUGGUCUUAUCUGGUCUCUUGUUCCUACUUUGCGGCAACGGUAGCAGACCUUUUGAUCAAUCAGUACUUGACAGAGAUGCCACCACCGUCCCAAAAAGAGUGAGAUACCUGAAGUGGGUUUUGAUGUUUAGCUGCAUCGCAUACAGCUUAGUCCUGUCUACUGGUAAUAUUUUCUUUCAAGAACAAGGUUCUAAAAUGGAGCCUCUGAAGAUAAAGGGGAAGGAGGUUCGGUUUUCUGUCAUGAUUGUAAUAAAAAGCGCAGUGAAUGAAAUCACCAUACUGAUAUAUGUUUUAUGUGGGGUUAAUAAGAAGCAAGGGAUGACGCUCGUAAGAAUUGGUGCGGGAAUGGUUUGUGCAGUAAUAUGUUGUGUUAUAGCAUGGAAAGUAGAGAUUGAAAGAAAGAAAGUGGCGAAUAUUGACGAGGAGCCCAAGACAAGUGUGGCAUGGUUGAGUCCUCACUAUGCUCUAUUAGGACUUGUGGAAGGGCUGGCCCAGAGUGGGUUAGAGGAAUUGUUGGCACAUGAGGAUGGGAUUGAGACAUUGAGGAAUCCUGGAAGGCUUUCAAAAGACAUGGUUUCAUGCGUUGGCAAGAUCCUGGGGAUUCCUUGUAUUUUGGUUGUGAGAAGGUGGUUCGAGAACUUCGACAAAGAUGAAGCCCAUUUGGAUAGGUACUAUUUCAUGCUGGCCAUAUUGUCUUGGGUGUUCUUUUGCAUCUACCUUGGUGUUGCAUAUCUGUAUAUGAAAGUUGUGCCGUGCAGGAGAUCAUGAAGGUAGUAUUGGUUGUUUAAGUUAGAUUUUGUUUAAUGCAUAUACUUUGUCAAUAUUUGCAAGCAUUUGAUGUGUGUAUUAUAUAUAUAUAUAUAUAUAUAUAUAUCAAUUAGGAAAAAAAGAAAAACCCUUAUGACACCAAUGGGUCAUGGCCUUACCUCUCUUGCUGAUUCAUAAGCCAACAAAGAAAGUUUUCUUGGUUAAACUGCGUGGAAGCAUGUGAAAGUUAAAACCCAACUCAAUCGCCCAUCUAACUGUAACACAAAAAUUUGAUUAUCUUUGUCAUGAAAAUAAUUGAUGCCUGUCUUUCU